AUGGUGGCGCUGGUCUGCUAUGAAGCAGGCAAGGACGACUGGGUGCGUCUGGCGCGCUGCCCGCAUGGCGUCACCCUCGCGCCGACCAGCGCCGGCUGGACACUGCUCGUGCCAUCGACCGUGCCACCUCUCCUGCGCCAUCUGGCUGCGACCGACGCGCCUGGAGCCCCCUUGUCGUCGCCCGUCCUGCUGGUCGUUGCCGCCGUCGUCGCCGUCACGCUCCUUGCCGUCGUCGCUGUCAUCGGAUCUCGCUGCGACAAACGGCCGUGCCGCAAGCCCCGGCCCGACGUCGUGGUCGUUGUCGGGUCGCCCACGGCGCCUGUCUCGUGGUUCCACUUGUACCAAAACGACGAUGGCUUGCCGCAUUCGAUCCUCACCGACGACGACUGCACGACCAUGAUCCUGCGCUCGAGCCGCCCGUCGCCCAAGGACCACAUAGUACCCGGGAGCUACCCGGACGCGCUGGACGAGCAGUCGAUCUCGGGCGUCUCGGGCGCGUCGGUGCACGGCUGGCAGACGCCGGACGGCAGCACCAACAGUUAUGCGACGGUCGACGCGUCGUUUCUCUCGCUCUCACAUGCACUCGACGACGAGUACGACUAUGACAGUCGCCUCAGCGAACGAUAA
Messenger RNA from Saprolegnia diclina VS20, 627 nucleotides. RefSeq lists its product as hypothetical. Lineage: Eukaryota; Oomycota; Saprolegniomycetes; Saprolegniales; Saprolegniaceae. The record is from RefSeq and is a predicted model, not a curated record. The coding region runs from base 1 to 627 and encodes 208 amino acids. The transcript is spliced from 2 exons.